This is a messenger RNA of Drosophila takahashii, 897 nucleotides long. NCBI's taxonomy places the organism in Eukaryota, Metazoa, Arthropoda, Insecta, Diptera, Drosophilidae. The record is from RefSeq and is a predicted model, not a curated record.
AUGAAGUAUUUACUACUCACACUCAAGAUCGAAAAAGAUCUCUUUGAUAAACCAACAAGCGCAACCAUCGCCAUGAACACAAUCGAGGAGGACUGCAGCAGCCUGUCUUAUAACUCUAAUCUCGUUCCGGAGAUCAAUCGGGAUCAGGAGCUACAGCCCCAACCCCAAUCGCCAUCCCAAUCCCCAUCUCAGAUCCAGACUCCGGUGUCGCAGACACCUCGCAAACGAAAGGAGACCCCCAUUCGAGUGCGUGACAUGAUCAACCUUUACAACUUCGCCACCCAGAAAAACCAGGAACUGGAGCAGGCCAAGUCCCUGUACUUUGGCUCCAUCUCAAAGUCGGAGGAGGAGCAGGGAUCGGAUCUCGAGGGCGGCAGCAGCUGCUGCAACGUGUCGUUAUUGGAGGGCAAAAAGGAAGCCGACAAUGGAGGGUGAGAUUUCAGCAACUUUCGAGUGACCACCACUCAGUCCUCGCUCUUCCAGUCGCUCAACGAUGAAAACCCAGCUGACAGCAACACUGUGGAAAAGUCCUACCAAAGCAAGACCACCAUUCGACGCACAGAUCAAGGCGUGCGCAUUAUUAUUGACAUAUUUUUUGAUAAAAAGGAAAGCGAGAUAGACAUUGUGGGCAGCCGCGUGGAGACGGACAUCCCCGAGAGCCGCAUCCUGACCGAUUUCCAGCAGCAUUCGCUGGUCAUCAAGAACCAGGAGCAGAAGCCGGGGGUCCAAGAUGGGCCCGUUGCCCAGUCCACCUAGGCUGACCAUCAGAUAGCCAGGAGAUACAUAACUAAAUUCCAGGUUACAAUGUACGCGCAGCGUUAUAUAUGUGUUAUUUUCUUUAUUUUUUGACAUGAGCCAACGAAAUACGACAAUAAUAAACCAUCGAUUGACUCUCGA